This is a messenger RNA of Gastrolobium bilobum, 294 nucleotides long. RefSeq names its product glycine-rich protein 5-like. The record is from RefSeq and is a predicted model, not a curated record. Lineage: Eukaryota; Viridiplantae; Streptophyta; Magnoliopsida; Fabales; Fabaceae. The transcript has a single exon. Bases 1 to 294 code for a protein of 97 amino acids.
AUGGCUAGGUGGUGCAUCUUGCUUGUUCUUGCUCUGCUUGUGGUUGCAAGUGCAAGAAAUGUGCCCAACGAUGCUGUUGGUGUGAAGGACCAGAAGAACUUCCUCGGCUAUGGUGGCCUUGGUGGUUUUUCAGGAUUUGGUGGUAAUGGACUUCCUUUUGGAGGUGUUGGGGCUGGAGUAGGUACUGGCUUUGGCGGUGGAAACGGUGGCCUUUUCGGUGGUGCUGCUGGCGGAGUUGGCGGACUCGGUGCUGGUGCUGGUGGUGGAGCUGGUGGUGCCAAUCCUUUCCCUUGA